Messenger RNA from Pichia membranifaciens NRRL Y-2026, 858 nucleotides. RefSeq lists its product as hypothetical. Bases 1 to 858 code for a protein of 285 amino acids. Gene Ontology annotation, biological process: signal transduction. The transcript has a single exon. Gene Ontology annotation, molecular function: GDP binding; GTP binding; GTPase activity. Gene Ontology annotation, cellular component: plasma membrane. NCBI's taxonomy places the organism in Eukaryota, Fungi, Ascomycota, Pichiomycetes, Pichiales, Pichiaceae. The record is from RefSeq and is a predicted model, not a curated record.
AUGUCCAAUCCAGUGAUCAGAGUGGUCGUCGCAGGAGACUUGGGAACCGGAAAAUCCAGCUUGGUGAAUUUCUUUGUUCGAAGCGUCAGUUCCGCAGAGUUCGAUCCGACGAUCGAAGAAACAUACACAAAGCGCAUUUCGAUUGAUGGAGUCUACUACAACCUGGAGAUAGUCGACACCGUCGACAACGAGUUCCGUGACAACGAGCAACGACAGUGUCUUUACGUCCAAUCCGAUGCUAUCAUCCUCACAUACGCCAUUGACGACGAAGUCACUUUCACCAAUCUACUUCUCAGAUACUCAAACCUCCCCAUUAAUGAAGAAGAUGGGAGCAGGAAACUCACUUACAUCGAUGGGCGAAUCAAGUCCUUUCCGCCGAUCAUUCUUGUCGGAACGAAACGAGACUUGGAGAGCUCGAGACAAGUUGCAUACCAAUCGGGACGAAAGUUUGCCGAACAGCUGCAAUUACAGAACUUUAUAGAGUGCAGUUCCUUUGCCAACAUCAACGUUGACGACUUGUUCAUCUCGGCCUCCAAGUUGGGGCUUGAGCACCAGCAGUCGGAUAAGGACCUCACUCAUAUUUACGCUGCCGACGAGGAAAGCCGAAACUCGGACUUGAGACAAAUAAGCAGCACCGGGUCUACCACUUCGAGGAUAAGCAGAGACAACACUCACAAGCAGCUGAAACUUCCCGAAAACUUCUCAUCCAUCCAGGAGCAAGAGUCGCCAUUACCCAUUUUGCCAGAGGUUGCAAAAACUUCUGCCAGACCAUCCCGAAACAACACCCAGCAACGUGCUACAGCUGCUAGAGGAGUAGAAAGCAUGAAACCUCAAGACGGAUGCUGUGCCAUAAUGUGA